UACCUACCGGCUGACUCCCUCAGAGUCAUGCUCCAAUGCUGACCGUCGUCUCCAUUUCUUGCCUUCCUUGAAGUUCCUUUGAAGGCCAGAUUGCUUGCUUCCAAGAUUCUAAUCAGCGGCAAGUGUAGCCUGCAUUGGCAGCAAGCAUGGGUCCCGAGAAGGCCCUGAAGCAGCCUCUUCUCGAGAAAGCGAAUGGAAAAGACGUGGACGAUGAGCAGGAAGUGAAGAAGGUGACAAAAAAGUCCAAAACGGGCAAGUCCGUAAAGAAGGCGGCGGCCGAUGAGCAGGAGGUGGCUGAUGUGGAGCAGGGCGCCACCGAGGAUGUGGAGGAGGCAAAGCCGGCGAAGAAGGCGCCUGCCCAAAAGGCAGCCGCGCCAGAGGUUGAGGAGGAGCCUGCAGCGCAAGCAAAGGAGCCUGUGAAGGCCGCUGGCAAGCCGAAGGCGGAACUGAAGAGGGAGUUCAAGGCCGCAGGCGAUGUGGCGCUGCUGGCAGCGUCGCCCCAGCUGGAGCACCAGCCAUCGCGGGACUGGAGCGAGAAGAAUGAGAAGGUGCUGCAGGACUGGAAGCUGGAAGUGGCCACCAAGAUCAAAGACUGCGAUGCUCAAGCCAGGCAGCAGGGGACGCUCGGGCGGGCUCUUGUGAUCCCUGCAACUAUUCUAGGGGCCAUGACUACUGCCAGCUCCAGCCUUUCGGCACUGGUCAAGGACACGCCCGCUCUCUCUUACGCGGCCGCCGCCAUGAGCCUCGUGCUAACCAUCCUGACUGCUCUGCACACAAGCCUCAACCCUGAGAAGCAAGUCCAGACGUACCUAACGGCAAAGGACAAGUACGUAACCGUAAAAAACAAGAUCGAGGCAACGCUGGCUAUCGAUGUGGAGCAACGGGGAGACACGGGCGCCCACUUUAUCCUGGAGAUUCAAGGUUUGCUUGACAAAGCAGACGACAGCAUCAACCAGAUCCAGGGGGGACACUGACGCGGGCUGGGGUAUUGGUUUGCGAACAAAACGCAGCAUGAGCUGCCAACGUUGCUUUUGAUUACCGAUAUUUAUCUUCCAUCCUUUUACCUUAUAUAUGUUUCAGCGUCAAACGUGUUGCAUAGUUGGUAGAUGAAGUCAGCAUUGUAAAGAGAUACUAAUCUAGUCAAUAACAAAUCUAAGCACGUUUCUACAGGACAAUUCUUGAUUCUUGACGCUAUCGAGCAGCGUUUAUCGUUGUUGUUUUAUGACUAUACUGGGGUUGGCAUUGCAAGUCAAAUCAAACAAUAUCUGUUGGUUUUCUGUGAGUUGAGGAAAGUUACUUGAGACUUAUCUGACAAAUCUUUUAGAUACGACAGGAGUCUUUGAGGAAGCGAAGAGUACAAGGUCAUGCAGCCUGAUGGACCAUGCAAAAUGAAUUGAACGAGUUGUUGAACAUUUGAAGCAUUGCGAGACUAGCGAGUUGACUCCGAGGCUCCAGUGAUCGAAAUGUACCUGAAUUCGAUUUCGAUACAACAGUGCGGCCCAUGGCCACCAACUAGCAAGGGAUCCUCGAAAUGC
Klebsormidium nitens is the source of this 1535-nucleotide messenger RNA. NCBI's taxonomy places the organism in Eukaryota, Viridiplantae, Streptophyta, Klebsormidiophyceae, Klebsormidiales, Klebsormidiaceae. The record is from the annotation of a GenBank genome assembly.